GCUCUCGCGGAGGAAACGUUGCCACCUCCGGCCGCUUCCUUUUCCACCGGACUGGAGCGGCGAGGGACACGAGGCGUAGCAAGCGGAAGGGGGGAAAUCGAAGCUUCGUCGGAGAACCCGCCCGAGUGCGCCGUCGGUUGGUUUCCGGGCUGUGUCGCUAAUUGCUGCGGGUUCUUGGGAAAUUUUGGGGGCUUUUCGUUUGGUGUUUGGAGAUGCUUGGAUUCAAGGUUCUUUCUUUUCUGGCUGGUUUUCUAUUCGUUUCUGGAUGCUUGGAUUGGGGAACUGAGCGGAAUGGAGGUUCGCGAACGGGUGGUUUCUCGUUUCCCCGCUACUUUCUUGGCUGGUGGUUGGUCUUUGCUUAUGUGGUUAUUUUCAGCGAUUUUCUUGAAAUUCCUUUCAGAAAACUUGGACGGAGAUCGUGGGCUUUUACUUGAUUAUACGAGGUACGAGCAGGAGCAAGGGGUAGUUCUUGCUAGCCCAAAUUGAAGUUAAGAGUCGAUUUCUUGGUUGCUCUGUUGAUGGGAACUGAACCGGUGGCAUUUUAAUUGAUUUUGUUUAAAUCACCUCCAAAAAAUUUAGACGGAUCAUGAAUUGUUUCUGGCAGCAAUGGGGUUAAUUGCCUAUCUUUUCUGGAAAAGAAUCAAUUUAUUGGGGUUUUCUUGGUUCAUGGGAAAUGAACUAACACUAACAGUGGUCUCCUACCGUUAUUGUCGUGAAGGGAAUUGAUCAGGGGGCUUGUAUGAAUCUAGUAGGAUUUUUCUCUCUUUUGAACUUUCUUGUUGGGCGUCAAACAGUUGCUGGACAAUAACUGUACAGAUGACACAAUUUUCUUACAUUUUGCUGGCUGGCAACUUUGCAUUGAUGCAUAACGCCUAAUCCACAUUUUCAAAGGUUUUCUGAUGGAUGGUGAUGAAGCGAAGGAAUCAGCUCUGGAUUGUGCAUCCAGUGCAGUCACUACUAUGUGUCUUGAUGCCUCUUGUGAGCAUGAAUCAACACAAUCGGACAAGAAGCAGCACAAGAGGAAGAGGGCCUUCUCUGAAUUGGAUAUUGUGGAUAAAGAAUUUGUAUCUGCUGAAUGGCAGCGAGAACUUGAUGCAUUGUAUGAGUAUUACAGGGAGGUUUCUGGUCAUCAUGUGAAUCCAGAGGAGCUUGAGUGCUUGACAGGCGACUCGAUUAUAGCAUGCUUGCUGGAGGAGAGCAGUCUUCCCUGUGCAAAGUUAACAGAUAAAAUCUACAAAAGGUUGAAACUGCAAGAUGGCGUCACUGUCUCUUCAGUGCGCAACUCGGUGCUCAACGUUGGUAGGAGAUCUUCGUAUGGAAUUUGUGCUAUAGAUGUCGAUGAGCUGGAGGACGAGUCUGAUUCAAGCCUUUGGUGUUGGGAGACACAAGAUUUGGCAUUGUUACCCUCGCAUCUAUGUAAUGGUUUAAGCAUUCGACGGACAGCUCGGAAGCUUAUCCAUGAAAGGAUUCUGGCUCUUUCAGGCAAGCUGGCUGCCAAAGACGCCCCUAAUACUCAUAGCAACCAGGACUCUCAUUCAGUAAAUGCUGUGGAAGUGCCAAAUCUGAAUGAGAUUUGCUCUUUCGUUGAGAAGUCAAAACAAAAGAAUGAUGCUGACAUAACUAAAAUGCACAGCAAAACAAAAGCACAAGAGUUACAAGCUACCAUGAAAGCCGUGAAGGAACAGCAAAUGAUGGCGAGGCAGAUUGAAAAUGAGGAAAAGAAGAAAGAUAGGGAACUUAAACAUAUGAAAGAAAAAGCUAAGAGGGAAGCAAAACGUAUCGAGAGAGACAAUAAGCAGCUAAAGAAGCAUCAGGAAGAAGCAGAGAGGGCAAAGAAGAGGAAAGAGAAGGAAGAGGCUGAGUUGAAAAGGAAGGCUUCCACUAAAAAGCAAGCAAACUUCAUGGAAUGUCUUUUCAUAAAAAAGCCGAAUAGCAUCAUGAAAAAUUCUAGUAGUCACCACUUGGAGAAGACUGCAUGUUCGAAAUCAUCAGGAUCUAUUGAAGAACUUUCCGUUGCAGCUACAUCAGCAAUGGACUGUACAUUAUCUCAAGCAAAUCAUUUGAGAGUGGAGGAAUUCUGGGAGGCACAUGUUUCUAGAUGGAGAAAACUCUCUCAACAUAACAGAUUGCACCAUUGGGGUGUUAGGAGAAGUCCUAAUGUUCAGUUGUUUCCUGAGCUAAAGCUACAGAAGUCAUCUGCAACUGCACAUUCUGAUAAUAUAUCGACUCCAACAAAAGAGCACUCAUCUCGGGAGAGCACAGGAAGCCUUGAUUUCAACAAACUUCUUGAUGAACUGAAAACGCCAUCUCAUGAUAAGAAUAUCCCUUUUAGAACUGCUCAGAAUAGCAUAUCAUCUUCAGUUCUUUUUGUGAAGAAGCUUUUGCAGUUUGAUAGAAGCUUUAGGCCAGCAUAUUACGGUACCUGGAGAAAGAAGAGUUCUACAGUUAGUGCAAGGCAACCCUUUCAGAGGGAUCCAGAACUCAAUUACGAUGUUGAUAGUGAUGAAGAAUGGGAAGAGGAGGAUCCUGGUGAAAGAUUAUCUGAUUCUGAGGAAGAAGAUAAGACUAAGAAUGAACAUGAUUCCAUGAUUGAUGUGGAAGAGGAAACUGAGAACAGUUUUGUAGUGCCUAAUGAUUAUCUUUCAGAGGAUGAGGGCGUGCAAUAUGAGCCUAUAUGUGUCAAAUUUGAUGAAACCUGCAGCAUGCUGAGCAACCCUGGGGUUACAGUUGAGCAGAAAUUUCUUCAUAGUGCCACUGAAGAUGCUCUCAGGAUAGACAGGCCUUUAGUCAUAUCCAACCUAGAUCAUGGGAAACUUGACCUGCUGAAAGCUGAAGAUAUCACUGCAGAGAGACUCUGUUUGCAAGCUCUUUGUAUGAAGAAAUACCGCAACGGCCCCAUCAUUGAUGUGCCUAUGGUUGUUAAAGUGACAAUGGAAGAUCCAGCAUUUUGCCGAUCAAAUAAAAAGAGCCCUAGAACACCUGUAUCAUCCAAAUCCAUUUCAGAUUCGGACAUGCCUGAAUUUGCCAAACUAGUUACAUCAUGCUCUCAAGGGAUGGGCAAAUUGGUGGAGGUAUUACAUGAGAGAUUUCCAUGUGUCUCUAGGACGCAACUGAAGAACAAAGUUCGGGAGAUAGCUGAGUUUAUCCAUAACCGCUGGCAGAUAAAGUUGGAAGCCACAAAUGUGCAGGGCCGCACUCCUCCCAACAGUGCGUGUCACCCGAUGAACCAGGAAGGACAGGCGAAUCUGCUCCCCAUUCCGCCCUGAAAUCCGAAGUGAGCAGACGACAAAUCGGUGCCAAAGGUUCCAGUGGCAGCGCACUGCAUACUGAUCCUUGAUAAUUGAGGUUACCGUACCAAGGCUGUCGCUGGCCGUAAGGAAGGUUUUGGUAGCACAGCGCAUGUAUAUGCUCGUUAUUAGGUUAGGUUAUACAAAGUAUAGAUAUGUUCAGUACACAGAAUCCCAUAUACUAGCAAGUAGGCGCUGUAGCGUGUGCUGUGUAACCGAGGGCCUGUUUGGAUGAAUGGGAUGAAUGGGAAAGAGAAAGAGAAAGUGCAAAA
Molecule: messenger RNA, 3559 nt
Organism: Panicum hallii
Lineage: Eukaryota; Viridiplantae; Streptophyta; Magnoliopsida; Poales; Poaceae
Product: chromatin assembly factor 1 subunit FSM-like
Exons: 11
Coding region: 900-3266 (788 amino acids)
Biological process (GO): nucleosome assembly
Cellular component (GO): nucleus; CAF-1 complex
Source: RefSeq, a predicted model, not a curated record